UGGUGGUGGUCGUGUUCGUCGUGUUGUUGUCGUGCGGUCGGUGUUGUGUUUUGGUGUGUGUUCACAGAUUGAAAAUUGGUUGGUCGCCUCACGGCGCCCAGGGCCUCACGCUUCACUCAUUCACUGUAUAUUCCACGCCAUCUGGUCUUCGUGUUUGUUGUUUCGCUGUUUACACUCUGGAACGAAUGUUCAUAUGCAGACCCCCGGUCCCCGGCAUUUGAAUUUGAAUUUGAAUUUGCGUACUGUCAGGUCUCUCCUCUGGUGUUGCCAUGAAGUUGAAGCAUCUGAAGAGCAUUCUGGACGAUGUGGACACGUUCGACGCGCCGAAUGUCCACCUGGAACAGUACCCGACGCCUCCCGACAUUUCAGCGGAAAUGAUGCACUACGUCUUCAGUCAAGGCGAGAUUACUGGAAAGCAUGUUGCCGAUCUUGGCUGUGGUGGCGGCAUCUUGAGCAUUGCAGCGUCAGUUUUGAAUGCUGGGCACGUGGUGGGCUUCGACAUAGACGCGGCUGCCCUGGGAGUCUGUUCCAGGAACUGCGAGGAGAUGGAGAUCACGGCCGUCGACCUUGUGCAGUGCGACCUGUCCCUGCCGCCAGAUCACCGCUGGCGGGGAUUCUUCGACACCGUCGUCAUGAACCCUCCGUUUGGCACAAGGACAAAAGGUCUGGACAUUGCCUUCCUAAAAGCCGCACUGUUCAUGUCGUCCGGGUCCGUGUACAGCCUGCACAAGACUUCCACGAGAGAGUACAUCAAGAGGAAAGCUGAAGAGCUGGGUGUUAACUGCCGCGUCAUUGCAGAGCUACGGUACAACAUCGACCGCAUCUACGUGUUCCACAAGAAGGACUCUAAGGAUGUAGCUGUUGACUUUGUGCACUUCUCGCCCAAGAGCAUCGCCUCAAAGAGCUGACACCCAGGGCCAAGUGCCGGACCAAAAGAGGGACAGUUUUUGAGAAGUUCUUUAUUUGCAAAAUGACAGUCCACAAGCGUCGUAUAUACAAAAAAGUAUCUUACAAAAAGAAUGGGGUUUCCACGCAUCGAGGCGUACACGCAGUACCGGUUGGUGGCAUUCCAGUCGCAACGCACAACCACGUGCGUUACACGAUCACACACAGAUGCACAGCCUGAGACCUUGCAACACUAUCGGCGAGGGAGUGUGCGUAGAAUGUGUACGUACAGGUUAUGGAGCGCCUGCCUCUCGCGAAGGGGCUACGGAAAGCAAGCCGACCGCCGUUAAUACUGAUUCGACUGGUUGUCUCGCCUUUGUGGCACAAAUGAACAACCGCUAUGUACACCCACAGUCCCUUUGUCCCUCUGGUCUGAAUAUGCACUUUUCUGGUCAUGCUCGGGGAGAGCUCAGAAGCUCCGGGUAACCAAACGUGUGGUCCAGUCGUUUUGAUUGGAUUAAAUCGCCAUUUGCUCUGUCAUGCCCGCAGAAACCUUUUGCAUUCAGCAAGCCUCGAAUUUCUGGAAGUGUGCGAAUAAUUAGUGGCGCUUAACAAAAGAGGUGGUAUUACGGCUGGGGUAGGUUUAGUUAUGUCCAUUCUCCAGUGCCAGUUGUGCAAGCCCUUCCAAAGUGUCUGUCUUGUUUGCAGCUAUAGUCACUGACGAGGGAGGAGCUUCUGUUAUCCCACCUCCAGUGCAAGCUUCCUACAUUUGACAACACUUUGGCAUCGCAUGCUCCUUGAGUGCGCACUCACAGCCAGAGCGCUGCAACAGAUGUGGAGUGCAUGCUGAAGGCCGACUAUCGAAAGACAUGUUCUGCCAUUCUCACUUUAAAAUGAUACUAAGUUCACCUUUGUCUCGAAGACGUUGACUAAGAAAGCAAACGUGUUAGCACCUAAUAAUUCGAAGAACUAUUAUGCUUGUUAGGAUCAGUUGGAAAGAUUCAGGCUAUGCGGUAUGCCAGUGGCAAUGAAAUUUAGAAUUCCAGUAGAAGUUCAGACCAGAGACACUGGUGACAUUGAGGAACCAUGGUACGACUGAGCUUGGGUGGCUCAUGAACACAAAGUCUGCUGUUGAGGACAUGAGAAUGACGAGUGUUGGUGCACACAUGAGCAAGCACUCCAAUAAAGGACAGAAAGCAUUUGACCACCAUCACAAUCAAACUUCAUGGACAUAAAUUACACGAGACAGAAUAAACGAUACAAAACCGGGAACGGGAACGAGCUGUUCCAAUGUCUAACAUAUGGCCACCAAUAGAUAUUCCAGUAGUUGCCUUGUUCAAGCUACUGAAAUAUUAACAAAGGUUGUGGUCAGCAUGGAAUUUGGUUGACAAUGCAAGCUACGAUACAGACAUUUGCGAUUUCUUGAUGCGUUUCCUAAUGAUUAUGCUUGGGUAUACUUUUGCACAUUACUCGUCCGAGGUAUAUGAAACAACAGACAUUCAACAUAGUCACUCCUACAAAUGAUGUGCGACUUAAGUUGCAUGCAGAAAAAAUGAGCAUGGCUCUCCAACUGCUUGUUAAAUGAUCCUAUCUGGGCUUCCUGACCUGAGCUAGACUUGCAUUCUUGAAAUAGUUUGCCCGUAUGGCAGCAAAAAGGAGAAAGCGCUAUGUACAUAAAAGUAAGUUUCACCUUCAGUUUGUUUUCCCCCCUCUUCACUCUGGAAAAAGCUUUGAAAAGUUUAUUGUGGGCUCUACACUAAGCAGUUGAGUCUCGGCUGCUACGAGGCUAGUUGUGUUACUAAGCCAGGAUUUCAGGACUUCCAACGAACACAUCUGGUUUGCUUUUCGGGAAGUCUAUGCCAAGUUACUCGUCAAAGAGCGAACUCUGCGGCUCCCCGAACCAAUCAGAGCAAUGGAGGCAAAGCACAUGACAGCCCUUACCAGAGGCAAGAGUGUAACCCAUCAAAUUGGAGUGGAGGGAAGGAGAGACUCCUCUCUUAACUGGACCUCCUUUUGUGUAUCCCAGAUGUCGCUCUUCUUUCCCUAGAAGAUUAGCCCAUCACUAAAAAUUCAUACAGAAGUGACUUUCGUCUCCUACCCAUGGCUUCGACAGCACUUUGUGCAAGUAUUGAGCUAGAGUAUAUAGUCACAUGUCUGCCUCCAACACACUGAUUGGCUCUGGGACCGUAGCCUUUGCCGUUUGCCAAGUCACCGUGAGACUGAGUAUAGCUCACAUUGACGAGACUUGCGUGCCGACGUACUCUUUUGGAGAUGCCGUAGGAACACUACCUUAUUUACACUAGAUUCUGAGCACCAAUGAGUACAUGGAAACAUAUGCUAUAAUGAGUCUACCAAUAUGGGGAUUAGAGAGUGUUUUGUCCUGUCCACUCAUCCGAGUGCAAUGCCUAGCUGGCCUUUUCUUGCAUGGUGUGGACCAGAUCACCGUCUCUCGGAGCAGCUGCAGUCCUUGGCGACGAGGUUGUUCAGUGUUGUGGUGACAACGCUUUCCUGGUCCAGGUAGGUGACGUUGAAGGGCGUGUAGGUCGCAGAUUUGCAGCUGUCCACCUUUAAAUAAAGAGCAAGCAAAGAUUUUUUAUAUGUGUGUUUUAGAAUAGAUUAUGAAUAAAAUAUGGCUUCCUCUUGCA
Ixodes scapularis (black-legged tick) is the source of this 3530-nucleotide messenger RNA. It is a transcript of the gene Mettl5, whose product is annotated as rRNA N6-adenosine-methyltransferase METTL5. Gene Ontology annotation, molecular function: rRNA (adenine-N6-)-methyltransferase activity; nucleic acid binding. The record is from RefSeq and is a predicted model, not a curated record. The coding region runs from base 270 to 908 and encodes 212 amino acids. Lineage: Eukaryota; Metazoa; Arthropoda; Arachnida; Ixodida; Ixodidae. The transcript is spliced from 5 exons. Gene Ontology annotation, biological process: rRNA methylation.